Malaclemys terrapin pileata is the source of this 993-nucleotide messenger RNA. Its product is annotated as olfactory receptor 52E2-like. NCBI's taxonomy places the organism in Eukaryota, Metazoa, Chordata, Testudines, Emydidae. Gene Ontology annotation, cellular component: membrane. The transcript has a single exon. The record is from RefSeq and is a predicted model, not a curated record. Gene Ontology annotation, biological process: G protein-coupled receptor signaling pathway. Bases 46 to 993 code for a protein of 315 amino acids. Gene Ontology annotation, molecular function: G protein-coupled receptor activity; olfactory receptor activity.
GAGACACCGUUCUGCCUCAGAGUUGGACACAUUCUCCACUACUUCAUGUCAGAUUCCAACACAACCAACUUCACCAACCUCUCCACCUUCAUCCUGCUGGGCAUUCCUGGCCUGGAGGCAUCCCAUGUCUGGAUCUCCAUCCCCUUCUGUGCAAUGUACACCAUAGCCAUCUUCGGGAACUUCACUAUUCUCUUCAUUGUGAAGAGGGAGCCGAGCCUCCAUGAGCCCAUGUACUAUUUCCUCUGCAUGGUGGCCAUCACCGACCUGGUCCUGUCCACGUCCACCGUGCCCAAAAUGCUGAGCAUCUUCUGGUUCAAUUCCAGGGAGAUCGAUUUCAGUGCCUGCCUCACCCAGAUGUACUUCCUUCACUGCUUCUUAGUAACGGAGUCUGGGAUCUUUGUAGCCAUGGCUUUUGAUCGCUAUGUGGCCAUCUGUGAUCCCCUGAGACAUUCCAUCAUACUGACAAACCCCAUGGUGGCCAAGAUUGGCCUGGCUGUGGUGCUGCGUGGCAGCAUUCUUGUGCUCCCCUAUAUUCUACUUGCGAGGCGGUGGCCAUAUUGCAGAACCAACAUCAUACCCCACUUGUACUGCGAGCACAUGGCCGUGGUGAAGCUGGCCUGUGCUGAAAUCCAUGUCAGUAAUUACUACAGCCUCUCUGUGGUAUUCUGUGUAUUCGGUCUGGACCUAUUUUUUAUUACUGUGUCCUAUACCCAGAUCCUCAGGGCCAUCUUCAGCCUCCCCACAAAGGAUGCCCGUCUCAAGACUUUUGGAACCUGUGGCUCCCACAUUUGUGCCAUCUUAACCUUCUACAUCCCAUGUCUCUUCUCCGCCCUCACGUACCGGUUUGGCAAGAAUAUGGCCCUGCAUUUCCACGUUCUCAUUGCCAGCAUUUACCUUCUGAUGCCCCCCAUGCUAAACCCCAUCAUCUACGGGGUGAGGACCAAACAGAUUUGGGACAGACUGCUCCGGCUCUUUACUCAUAAAGGGACCUAA